Messenger RNA from Polypterus senegalus (gray bichir), 5739 nucleotides. RefSeq names its product serine/threonine-protein kinase 10-like. Bases 687 to 4847 code for a protein of 1386 amino acids. The record is from RefSeq and is a predicted model, not a curated record. Gene Ontology annotation, molecular function: protein serine/threonine kinase activity; ATP binding. Lineage: Eukaryota; Metazoa; Chordata; Cladistia; Polypteriformes; Polypteridae. The transcript is spliced from 18 exons. Gene Ontology annotation, biological process: protein phosphorylation.
CAAAAGGGGGGAGGGAGAGGAAGACGAGGCAUUCAGACAAAGCGUCCUACAUUGGCUCCAGUCAUCACUGAGAAGUUCGUCAUCGGCAAACCUGGCCUUCACUUUUGUUUUUUUGCACAAAAACGAAAGGAGAAGAAAGACAUAGGGUGAAAGAGAGAGAGAGAUGAAAAAGAAAAAAGUUCCUGUCACUGCCGGAUGCUACCUUAGAGCUGACCGUGCCUUUGAUGGUACCUGCUGUUAAGCUGGCUGAAGAGAGGGGCGUCACCUGGACAAAAAAAUAACAGAUCUACCUCAUGAUGGUGUCCAUGCCAGCUGCCAAUUCCUUCAUUUCAUAGCUUGCUGCAUCCUUCAUCUGGUGAAUGGCUUACUGAGACACUGGAACCUGGCACUGAUCUCUCUGCUUUGGCUAAUUUGAAUUUGUUUUGACUGAACUCACUCUGCUAAUGAUCAUCCUCCUUUCUGUAUCCCUUUGGUACUGGUCACAGUCUGCACAGGGAUUCACUGUUGGUGCUGGGACUCAUUUAAAUACUUAGUAAGUAUUGCAACAGACUAUUAGGGAAGCCAGUUCAACUUGACAUCGCUGUCUGCCUGUUUCCAAGGUCAAAGUAACUGUCUAUGCAUGGUUUGCUGGUGUAAAAAGUGGGAUAUAAGAAGGGGAGAUCACAGGGAGUGCAUUAGUGGAGUCCAUGGCGUCUUUGCUGAUGAAGUUGUUUAAAUUCCGAGGAGAAAAAAAAAAAAUAAAAAACUAUGAGAAUGUCCAACGUGAUGAAGACCCUCAGUUAGAAUGGGAGACAUUGGGUGAGCUGGGAGAUGGAGCCUUUGGGAAAGUCUACAAGGUGCGCAAAAAGUCAUCAGGAGUCCUGGCAGCUGCCAAAGUGAUUGAGGUGAAAAGUGAAGAAGAGCUAGAGGACCAUGUCAUAGAAAUUGAUAUCCUGGCACUGUGUUGUUACAGUAACAUCGUCAAAUUGUUGGGUGCACUCUUUUUUGAAAGCAAGCUUUGGAUUAUGAUUGAGUUUUGUCCAGGAGGAGCAUUAGAUGCAAUAAUGUUGGAGCUGGAAAGAGGGUUAAGUGAGCCUCAGAUUCAAGUGGUGUGCCAGCAGACCCUCCAGGCCCUGGACUACAUUCACAACAACAAGAUCAUCCAUCGAGACCUGAAAGCAGGAAACAUCUUACUCACCUUGGAAGGAGAUGUUAAACUAGCUGAUUUUGGGGUGUCAGCUAAAAAUGCCAGCACUUUCCAAAAAAGAGCUACAUUCAUUGGCACCCCCUACUGGAUGGCCCCCGAGGUGAUCCAGUGUGAGACAUCAAAAGAUAUUCCUUACACUACCAAGGCUGACAUCUGGUCCCUGGGGAUCACUCUAAUUGAGGCAGCAGAAAUGGAGCCACCAUUCCAUGAGCUCAACCCCAUGAGAGUGCUGUUGAAGAUCACCAAGUCUGAACCCCCAUCCUUGAAACUGCCACAUCUAUGGUCUGCAGAUUUUAAAGACUUCCUGAAGAAAGUACUUCAGAAGAACGCAGACUUGAGGUGGACAGCCAAGCAGCUGCUGGAACACUCCUUUGUGUCCAGUGUGAAUGGGAAUGGACCUCUCCUAGAGCUCAUUGCUGAGGCCAAAGCUGAGGUGAUGGAAGAAUUUGAAGAAGAGGAGCAGUGUGAGGAAGAGGCGGAUGAUACCCUUAUCACUUCCAACUGUGAGCCUUGUGUCGCUAAUCUCAGAGAUGAAAGUCUUGAAGAAUCCUUAACAGAGAUGGCAGACCAACAAAACUCUGAGUCCAGUAAAGAUGCUGUGAAUGUUGAAAUGGUCCUGGAGGUGCAGGAUGGCCCAAAAAUCCAAGAAACUGGGACAAUUACCAACCCAUCCGAUGCUGGUUGCACAUGUACAGAUAUGGAGGCCAAACAUUUAGUACUCCUUGACACAGCUGAAACAGAUCAGACAGAACAACAAGAAGAAAAAAAUGAGCCCAGCUUAAAGGAGAGCAAUACGACUCCACAAGAAACUGGCCUUCCAUUGGCAAGUUUAAAGAAGCUGUGGCGGCGUUCAGAUCCCAUAUCCUUCCUGCGAAAGUCUUCGGGAAGAUGGCAGAAAUGCAAAUCUUACUACUGGAAAGCACAUGCUGCUGAAGAAUUGACCUGUAAAAUAGAGGCUGAUGUCCCCGAAAUGAAAGAAAACAUUGGCCAAUACCCAGACAUCUGUAAGGCCACUAUUGAGUUGUCCGAAAUGAAAGAAAACAUUGGCCAAUACCCAGACAUCUGUAAGGCCACUAUUGAGUUGUCCGACCAAGAACAAAGCUACAAAGCUUUACUGCCAGAGACACCAGAGGAGGCCACCCUAACCACUUCAGAGGAAAUAACAGCAGAGUUAAGACCUGGCCAUACAGAUGGCUUAAUGAGCUGCACAAUGCAAGUACCUGAUCAGGUCUCAAAAGAUGAAAGCUCCGAGACAGAGAGUAAAGAGGCACAAACAAAUAAUAAGAUGGAUGACCUUAAUUCUGAGGCCAAUGACCAUGUGCUACAGACAGAAGUCAAAGAAAAAUCCAUUUCUUUAUCCCAAUCAAGCAAUGGAGAAAGCACAGAGGAAACCCCAAGGUCAGCAAUGGAAGAUCCCUCCGUGGUGGUUCAAGAAGAAGGACUACCACAGAGUAGCUGUCCUAUUGGGGAGGCCACUGACAUCCAUGAAGGAAGCUUCACUGCUGAGGGCCAAUGCAUCUCUCAUUCAGACAGAUCUUCCAGUGAGGACAACGCUAAAGAGGAACCAUUGUCUCUGCCUGACAUUUCUUUUGCAAAGCAUGAUUUAAUCUGGACACUGAACAGACUGACUUACCUGAACUUGGCAGUCAAUAAACAAGAUAAAGAUUUGAUGACAGCAUCUAGACAGCAGAGCCAACUUGACUUGGGAGCAAAGGGUGAAAUGAGUAAAAUGAAGGCAACCUGGUAUAGCACAGGCUCGGUAGUGCAGAGAGGACAGACAUCAGAGGAGGCAGUCACACCAGCAAAGAUAAGCAUUCGUAAAAGGGAAAUGGAGGCUGAGUCUGAGCCAGAGAGCAUGGUCACCCAGAAAAAGUUUAAGAAAAGCAAUCAUCAGGAGGAGGAAGAUAAUGAGGAAACACAGGACAACUCAAAGAGCAUGGCUGAAUCUCCAAACAUCUCCAAAGUAACCAAAAGUACUGAAAAUGAUAUCACAGAACUGAUAGACACAUGUGAUCCUACUGACAUUUUAAAUGUUAAAGUAAAUACAGACAGAAUUCCCCUGAAAGUAAAGGAGGCUCAAGAGGAGGAGCAUACAGAUAUACGAGAAACUUGCCUAGAAGAUGGGUCUGGAAAGGGAGAGACGCUGGUUAAAAGAGUGAAUUUUGUCUGUCAGGCUCCAGUCAACAUGGAGAAUGAAGUCCAACUAGAGGAAGAAGAGAAAAACAAAGAAUUUCAGGAAAGGUUCACUGAAAAUGGUCAUUUGGACCCAGAAGGAUCCCACUGCCCUCCUGAAUCAGGAGGGAAAGUAGAAGGACAAAAGGGCCUUGAUGAAAAUGGACACUUCCCUGGGCCCAUGACAGAUGAAUCCGGGCUGUAUCUGAAGAAAACAGCAGUAUCUGAAGCAGUGUCUGAAGGGGAGGGGACAAUACACAGGAAGACUGUGAAGAAGACCCGGAAAUUUGUUGUGAAUGGGAAGGAAGUGAGUGUCACCACCUCCAAAAUUGUCCUUGAAAAUGACAGGAAGGGAGAGCAAAUGAGAUGGAUCAGACGGCAGGAGUUACGUGAGCUUCGAAUGAUGCAGAAAGAGGAGCAGCGAGAGCAGUCACAAAUGGAACAACGCAUGCAGCAACAACGGGAGCAGAUGAUCCGGCACAUUGAGCAAGAGAUGACGAGUAAGAAGCAAUACUAUGACCAUGAAAUUGAGAAGGUGGAGCAAAGUUUCCGGCAGACCAUUGAACGCCUGGAGCAAGAGCAUACUGUAAGGCUGCGAGAUGAGGCCCGUCGGCUCAAAUCGAUCCAAGAGAAAGAAUACACCCGCCAUGUUCAGGGCUUCAAGGCCAACUCUAAAGAGGAGCAGACAUUCCUCCAGAGGCAGCAACAGGAGCUGAAUGAGGCUUUGCAAAAAGCAGUGAAGGAGUACAAGAAGAAGGUUGCAGCCCAUGAAUGGGAGACUUUAACAAAGAUUCAGCAGCUUAAAAGAGCACGAGAAUCUGUGAUCUGGGAACUGGAACAGCGCCACCUGCAGGAGAAGUACCAUUUGUUCAAGCAACAAGAGAAGGAGCAAUUUUCCCUCCAGAGGCAACAGCUACUGAAGAAGCAUACAAAGGAGAAGGAACGGACAAAUCGUUACCAUCAGUUCCUGGUGGAUGAGCUGCGUACUCAACAAGCACAGGAGCGUUCACGACUGCCAAAGAACCAGCGCUAUGAUGCCAAAGCUCGACUGGCCCUUUUCAAGGAGAGCCUGAAAAUUCAAGGAGUCAGCAGUACAGAGCAAAGACAGCGCAUUGCAAAGUUCCUGGCAGAAGAAGAAGCUCGUCAGAAAGCAGAAAAAUCUCGUCAACAGGAAAACCAUGAGAAACAGAUGAAAGCACUCCAAGAGGAAUGCAGUAACAACAGCAGAGAACUGCAGCAACUUCAGAAUGAAAAGCUACAUAUGCUGGUGGAACUUGAAAAGAGGAAACUGAAAGCUCUAGAUGAGGAGCACAACAUGGAGUUGAAAGAAUGGAGAGACCGCUUAUCCAGCCGCAAGGAGGUGCUAGAGGAAGACCUGGCUCGACGGCGGAAAUUUAAAGAAAAAACGUCUCGGCGGAGCAGUGAGCAUGAGAGCCGCUCCAAUUACAGUCUAUCCCGUUUCUUUCCCAGCCUCAGCUUUUCGGAGUAGAAAACAUCAAAUCAAACCUAACUCCAAAACUUGUGUCUCAUUAUAUGAGUCUGGAUAUGCUGCACCUGCACCCUAUUAUCAAUUUUUUUAAUACUCACUUUAGAUAUGAUUACUAAAUUUAAAAAUGUUCAUAAUUUUGGUCUCAUCUAUUGUUGGAGAUGGACAUGUAGGGGGGGCUCCAUUAGCAGCGGUGUUAUUUUAACCAUUUUUUAUAUAUCAUUUUGAGAUAUCCUGUAUUUAUUUAUCCAGAGGGGAUUUAAUAAUACACAUGCAAGUACAAAUAAUCAUGAGUGUAAAGCAAAGUGCUCAGAAGGAAAAGGAAAAGGAUAAGGCAGCAAAAGCCCCAUCAAAGUCUAAAUCUGCCUCAAGUUCAUGGUACGGCCUCCCAGACAGGCGAAGGUACGGACCUGCCAGGACUGGACAUGGCAGCAUCGGCUCCAGCCGAGAGCAUUAGUGAAACUGCAAGUGAGGUGAGCAAAGAACAUUCGUCGACUCCAGGAGGAUCAUUGGAGCUGAACAUGGCCUUUUCAUCCCCACUGUCAACUUCAGUUAAUUUCCUCCGCAAGUCUGUGACAUCAUCUCCUACUAAAAAUGUUCGUAAUUCACUUUUGUAAAUAGCUAGAUUAACAUUGCGCUACCUGGAAAAAAUAGAAAAACCUUUAAUGUCCUAUAUUUUUUUAAUCUCAGAAAUAAAAUUUGAAGCUUGUAUUUGAUCAGGAAGCUGACUAAUAAUCAAAUUAAACAACACUCCUUUUUUUAAUUCAUGGCUGGAUAGAUCAUCUAUGGGUAAAGGGAAGAAGCAAAGGUUUACAUUUGUCCCUUAUUGAAAAAGUGGAAAAUUUGUCUUAUGAGUGGGUAUUACAUUAAAGCCCCUAAAUAAGUUAUCAUUUCA